AUAAGGCAGCACACAGCCCCUCAUUGUGUGCAGACUGCUGUUCCAUUUGUCUCAUGAUGGAUUUGUCAUCUUUGUUGAUUGGUAUAAUGCUGGAAAUUCUGACUGUAAAUUGUCAAAUUGACCCAGGCGACCGCAUAGUGGGAGGAACCACACCGGUUCCAAAUUCAAUCAAGUAUAUUUUGUCGAUACAGACCCUAGACCACCAGCACAUCUGUGCAGGCUCCCUGAUAAACAAUUACUGGGCCAUCACAGCAGCACACUGUUAUAUGGACCCAGAAAGAAUGGUGGUAGUGGCAGGAGACUACUCUCUGUCCAUCUAUGAGGGCACAGAGCAAGUAAUGAUGCCCCACCUUUUGAUACCCCACCCUGAGCAUGACAGCAGCACCAAAGACAACGACAUCAUGCUCAUAAAGUUCAGGACCCCUUUCAACUUAACCAGCUAUGUUUCCACCAUCCUGAUGCCCCGGCAAGAUGCCUCCAUACCAGAGGGGCAAAUGUGCCGGGUGUCAGGCUGGGGACUCACCAACCCCAGUGGAGGAGAGAUUCCCUCAACCCUCCUCACAGUCAAGCUCCCCAUCUUCGCCACUGAAAAGUGCAACAGCAGCGAGUCUUUUGACGGCAAAAUCACAGAAAACAUGCUGUGUGCUGGUUAUAGCACCGGUGGAAAAGAUGCCUGCAUGGGGGACUCUGGGGGUCCGCUGAUAUGUGAAGGCCGGCUCUACGGUGUGGUGUCCUGGGGGAAAGGUUGUGCUGAAGCCCAGUUACCUGGUGUCUACACUGCUGUGUCGAAAUACCGCAAGUGGAUAGACAACACCGUAUUCAAUCACUAUAACAGGUGUGACAAGAAUUUGUUUCUGUAAUAAAGACCAAACACCUGCUUUGAUUUAAUGGUAGACUGUAUGCUCUCUUUAUCAUUUGUGCAUAUUUGAUUAUGUGUUCAUGUGUUAAGGGACGAUUUCAAACAUUCUUAUACUGUAUACCUUUGACUGCGACUAGCAACAAACCGAAGCCGCCACGCGCUGAUCCGUAAAUGUAAAAUCUUCUUUCUCUAAAUAAAUCACUGCAUUCAAAAACAAAGAAAAAAAAACUAAGUAACUCCACCAGAGGGUCACUUCUGCCAGCCCCAAGCCCGGAUAAAGGAGGAGGGGUGGAUUUAAAAUACAAGAACAGCCAGAAGAAUGUUCUAAACAUAUUUAUGGUGUUUUUUACUCAUUUUUUGUCUCCCCCACAAUAUUAUUUUACUCUCCUACAAUGUCCAUUACAAUUACAUACAUGCGGCCAAUUACUCAAAUAAGGUGAUGGCGUCAUUUAGCGUCUUUAAGGACAACCAAUAGCUACAGUGAACCCACACAUACAUGGCUGCUCAUUCACGCUUCAUUAUGGAUCCAUUGGUUGAAAUGGUUAACUUUACAAAGUGGCAGCUUGAGCAAUGAUUCCAAUUUAACUGUACACUGCAACUGAAGCGCUAAUAUUCUCCCCGUUAACAGUGUUGUGUCACUGAGAGUCCACUCAAUUACGCUACUACUUUAGUGAUAUUAGCAAGCCUUGCUAUGAUGCUAAAUUCUGAUAGCAACCUCCAGCACCAACCAUUAAAGCAGUGCAUAGGUGCAAUUACAGCUUUAUUCACUUUCUUGCCAAAAGUAGUAGAAACUUAUUAAGUAUGCUAACUGAAGCUAGCCUACAGCUAGCAUAAAGACUGGAGGCAUCAGUACACCACGAACAACGUCCUAGCACCUCUAACAUGUAAUUAACAAAACAUAUCAAAUUAGUUUCAUAAGUAAAGCAACAGAAAAAGACAUUCAAGUUGUAUUUUAUCUCAUUCUUAGCAAGACAGUAAAUAAACACAUUUUUUCUCAGGUAAUUGACAAAACCGGGCAUUCUCACCACAUUACCACAACAUAAUGAAUGGAGUGCCAUAUUGCUGCAUAAAGUGCUUGAAACCAGGGCUUCCAAAAUGCACUAGCAAAAUGAAAUGUAAAUCAUCAGCAACAAAUAUUGGAAAAUACCUUUAAAAUCAGUAGUAAAAAGUACAGGAUAGAGCUGGAGCUGAAAUUAUUGUCACCUGUUUUCAAAACAAAUAAAUGACCAAAACAUCAACUAUGAUUAAAAAAAAAAGGAUUUGGUGAUUUUAGUUUUCUAAACAGAUUUUAUUACUUUUGGGUUGUUGGGGUAUUAUUUGAACAAAAAAGAACAAAAAGAGAAAAAAGUUGAAUACCGCAGGGUAAUUUCUCACUCAUUGUUUAUGGGUUUGUUCUGAUUGCAAAAGCAAAUUUUGCUUUCAGACUUUCAGUCAAUUCCAAUACUAGUGAACACAGGCAUCAACAAUGCACACGGAUUUAGACUGACAGACUAACUUAAUCAGUUAAAGACCACUGUCGGGACAUUAAGUUAAAGAAGCAGGUAUAUUUCUUUCUGCCAAUUCCAAGGUUAUUUAUGGACUUGCCCUCUUAUAAAAUGCAUAAAGUACGGAGCCUGGGUAGGGUCAUGGUGGGAAAUAUUUUUAGACGCAAUAGUUUUCCCUCCCCAGUAUUACCCAGAGCUCCCCGGCUCUCCCUGACCCUGCCCAUGUGCCGUAAUAAUGUUGAGUAAAUGAAUUGGAUUAGGCUAAAACUGAGGACUAAAAUUUUGAGUGUGUUAUAAAACUAUUUCAGUAACAAUUGAUUUCUUGUUUUACACAAUUAAUAAACGACCGAUUAUUAACAUUUU
Molecule: messenger RNA, 2706 nt
Organism: Solea senegalensis (Senegalese sole)
Lineage: Eukaryota; Metazoa; Chordata; Actinopteri; Pleuronectiformes; Soleidae
Product: trypsin
Exons: 5
Coding region: 54-860 (268 amino acids)
Biological process (GO): proteolysis
Molecular function (GO): serine-type endopeptidase activity
Source: RefSeq, a predicted model, not a curated record